GUAGAAGCCAGUCAUGCUCCAUAAAACGAGCCGGAGCGCGGCAUUGCUGACGAAUCCUUCGUCCGGCGCUCGCCUAGCUUUGCAGACUACAUUUCUUUCGACUGGACCGUCUCGACGAAGUGCUUGGUGUCGUGGAAUAACGCACUGCUUGUAACGGUUCCUUUGCCGCAGGGGGAGAGCUUUCAUCAAGCGAUGAAACCACCACGAGCAAUCUUGCUCGUGGCUGUGCUGGGCGCCAUAGCUCAUCUCAUUAGAGGAAACGAAGUUGUGAAGUUUGCUAGAACGCUUGAGGGUAGUGGUUCGCACCGGGAGCUCAAAACCGAUAUCAGCCUGCAACUGGAUGACAAGUUCCAGGGAGACUCGUGCAGGCUCUCCUUGGUAGAAAAUCUCCCAAGCUCCGUUUUUGCCGAUACGUUCCAACUCCAGCGCUUAACUCGGAUGGGAAGAUAUGAAGCAGCCCAUGUAUCCGGUGAUCUCGAUCUGGAGAGGCCAGCGUUUUUCUCUGGACCAGUCACCGUGAGAAUACAAGUCUCGCUGGAUCAAAACGCGAACGUCUUCCAUGCCGAGACUUCACUCCCUUUACACGCUCGUUAUGCGCCACUAGGCAUUGACAGCUACCACCUCAUAAACUUGAGCUCUCCAUCCGUGGCCGUGAGCUGCAAGAAGAAUGCGGAAGAACUCCAACUCGAGCUCGCUGCAAGCGAAGAAGUCCAAUGGCCAAUUCCAGCAGGGAACCCCGACGACGCCAGCACUGUGAAUCGAUUCACGGCGCUGGCCGCCGCUGCAGGGACGCUGGUCCUUUGCAGCAUCUCAGUCAUGAAGAAGAGGUGUCCUUGGUGUUGAUUUCUCCUCUCUCUCUCUCUCGCUCGCGCGGAAAGUAAAUGUUAUCUUUUUUGGCACACACCUCACCACCUCGAAAGUAGGGUAGUAAUUCUAGAAAUGGCUGACGAGAGGGAGAAGGUAUGGUUCGUCCGCGUCAUACACAAGCCCGUCCGCUUCUCACACCUGGUAUGUUCUAGCUUCCGCAUGAAUCAUAGCGAAAACUCCAAACUUUUCUUGAU
Selaginella moellendorffii is the source of this 1061-nucleotide messenger RNA. RefSeq lists its product as uncharacterized. Gene Ontology annotation, biological process: GPI anchor biosynthetic process. NCBI's taxonomy places the organism in Eukaryota, Viridiplantae, Streptophyta, Lycopodiopsida, Selaginellales, Selaginellaceae. The transcript has 6 exons. Gene Ontology annotation, cellular component: endoplasmic reticulum membrane. Bases 193 to 843 code for a protein of 216 amino acids. The record is from RefSeq and is a predicted model, not a curated record.